Messenger RNA from Alternaria conjuncta, 858 nucleotides. RefSeq lists its product as uncharacterized. The record is from RefSeq and is a predicted model, not a curated record. Lineage: Eukaryota; Fungi; Ascomycota; Dothideomycetes; Pleosporales; Pleosporaceae. The transcript has 2 exons. Gene Ontology annotation, molecular function: transmembrane transporter activity. Gene Ontology annotation, biological process: transmembrane transport. Gene Ontology annotation, cellular component: membrane. Bases 1 to 858 code for a protein of 285 amino acids.
AUGACCAUCGUAUGGGCUUGCGUAAUUGGUAUCUUCUUGCCUGGCAAUCCUGUCAAGGCAAAGUUCGUCAGCGAGCGACAAAAGGCAAUCGUAAUUGACAAGAUCCGGCAAGACCAGACGGGAGUGGAGAACAAAACGUUCAAGAAGGACCAGAUGAUUGAAGCGUUUCUCGACCCCAAGACGUGGCUGAUGUUCUUCUUCCACAUUUGGAUCAGUAUCCCGAACGGAGGUUUGACGAACUUCACGCCUCUUAUCAUCAAAGGUCUCGGCUACACGUCUCAGCGUUCGACCCUCCUCACAAUGCCUACGGGUAUCUUGCAGACUGUUGCGUCCUACGUUUGCAAUGGCGGAGUAUUUCUGACUGCGAAGUACUUUCCAGCAAAACAGCUGCGAACGGCAUGGGUCAUGUUUGGUAUCAUCGUCGGCAUGAUCUCAGCAGUCUUCUUGUACGUUCUGCCGCUGGACAACUACAAUGGGCGACUCGCAGCGUUGUACUGCUCAUACUUCUACCUUGGCCCCUACAUCGUCGCCCUCGGUAUCAACACGGCAAACACCGCAGGCCACACGAAGAAAGUUACCGUCAAUGCGCUCGUCUUUAUCGCAUACUGUAUCAGCAACAUCAUCGCGCCCCAGUUCUUCAAGGCCGACCAGGCACCGCUAUAUCCGCUUGGCAUGGGUGCUGUGCUGGGAAGCUACGUCUUGUCGAUGAUCACCAUCGCCAUGUAUGCAACGUACUGCUGGUAUGAGAACCGCAGGCGGGACCGCAUUGACUCUGAUAAGGGUGGAAGGGUGCAUGCAGAUACUGAUUUCCGCGACUUGACCGAUAAGCAAAAUGUGCACUUUCGAUACGUCUGGUGA